This is a messenger RNA of Peromyscus maniculatus bairdii (prairie deer mouse), 739 nucleotides long. RefSeq names its product ubiquitin like 4B (gene Ubl4b). The record is from RefSeq and is a predicted model, not a curated record. Gene Ontology annotation, molecular function: protein binding. NCBI's taxonomy places the organism in Eukaryota, Metazoa, Chordata, Mammalia, Rodentia, Cricetidae.
CUGUGCAUUAGCUAGUGGCUGUCCGUGUGGGCUGGGCCCUUGCCCUGCUGGGAGCAGUGGCCCUUUCGUGACAGGGUCACCUAUAGGGCCCUUUACCUUCAGGGCAACUCUCAGAGCAUGGAUCCCUCCUGAUUUCUCUCUGGCCCAAUGUUCCUCACGGUCAAGCUGCUCUUGGGCCGAAGAUGCAGCCUGAAGGUAUCUGGAAAAGAAAGUGUGGCCACACUGAAGAAGCUGGUUUCCCAACACCUGCAGGUGCCAGAGAAGCAGCAGCACCUGCUGUUCCGUGGCCAGCUCCUGGCUGAUGACAAACACCUCUCCGAUUACAGCAUUGGGCCCAAUGCCUCCAUCAAUGUUAUCAUGCUGCCUCCAGAGGAGGCAGCCCUGGACCAGACCCACCAGACCCAGCCCCUGUGGCUCCAGCUGGGCCAGGUCCUAGGCAAACAUUUUGGGCCCAAGGAUGCCAAGGCCGUGCUGGGGCUGUUGAGGCAAGAGCACGAGGAUCGCCUGCAGAGGAUGAGCUUGGAGGCCCUGGAGCAGUUGGUGGGCCAACUCCUGGCACAGCAGCAGCUUGAAGAGCUGGCAGAGGAAAAGGAGGCCCGGGCUGUCGCCUCAGAGCUCCAACAAAACGAUGAAGGAGGAGGAGGAAAAGAGGAAAGGAAGAAGAAGAGGAUGAGGAGGAGGCUGAUCAGCAAACUGGCCCAUCCCACUCUUUUGCUCACUAAACUUCCCCUGGACUGAA